Molecule: messenger RNA, 752 nt
Organism: Drosophila biarmipes
Lineage: Eukaryota; Metazoa; Arthropoda; Insecta; Diptera; Drosophilidae
Exons: 3
Coding region: 63-713 (216 amino acids)
Source: RefSeq, a predicted model, not a curated record
UCCUUUCUUGUUUGAAUUUGGAGAUAGUACAAAUGUAAAUCAAGUUCGCCUAGCUGAUAAUAAUGUCGUGCAAAUAUACAAUAAUUGGUUUAUGUGGGCUUUAUAAGGCGAUGGAUGAUCGUGCUCUGUUUAAUAUGGUUCAAAUGGUUUCCCUCCGCCACUUAUUCGUUUCAAUUUCGUUGGGUGUUCUGCUGGUAAAUGAAAUAAGAGCAGCGCGGAAAUGGGAUUACGAACCCAUAUCGGUUGUUGGCAUCUCUUCGAAUGACAGUUUAGUGAGUUUCGAUAUCCAAAUCAUUCGCAUAGGUCGCGGGGAAUACGGAGUAUCAGGCACAGCCGUGUGGAACUACGACACGACCGACGAAACCACGAUGGAGGCCGUUGCCUACCGAAGCUCUACAGGAGCUGAGAGUGACUACAAGCUGCUCCCUUUUUCCGUUCCAAAGCAGUCCUUCAACGAUUACAUCAAUAGCUACUAUAAGGAAGUAAUAAUGAAGAAUCUUGCCCACUGCUCCAAUCUUCCGCAGUUCAAAGGCAAAUUCCAACCGCCAUGGCCAAAGAAGACUUAUUGGGCUGAAAAAUGUGUUUUUAAAUGCGAUGGGUUGCCGGAUAUCAUACUACCCGGUCUCUAUAAGGUUGUAUUUAAUUGCACCGGACCGAACCAGCCGUCAUGGGACUUUAUUGGUAUUGUUAAACUAAGAAACAAAAUGUUUUGAAAUCAAAGUACAUCUAAUAAAUAAUUAAUACGUUUGUCA